AUGCCUAAACAGAUAAUCAAAACAUAUAAAAUUCUCAAUGUACCACGCCAAGAUUUUGUUCAUGAAGCAUUAGAUAUCAUUGGUGUACCUCGAGAGAACCGAAUUCCUCUCCUCAGAGUCAACGAGCUAGCCUUCUGUAAGAUAGUUAUUUAUCCUUUUAAUCCAAUGAUUCAUCAGAGCUCGCAAGGUUUCCCACAGAAAAUGAUUCAAGAUUUAUACCACAAGCAUUACAAUCUAGAUGGAAUCAAUGCCACAAGGAACUGUAUCAUAAACAGAAGAGAUACAAGAGUGUGGUUUAAUUCCAAGAAAUUACUUGCUGCUUUGAAAGAGAACUAUCCACAACUAGAAUGGGAAAUUGUUGCUGAUAUCCAUGGAUUAAAAGAAUCAGCAAAAGUUUAUGCUUCAAUUAAGUUUUUGAUGACUCCUUCUGGUUCGAAUCUUUUCCAUUGUUUCUUUAUGCAUAGAGGAGGUGUCAUUCUGACUGUAGAAGGAAAUCAACAUGACUGGUCUUCUGUUUUAUCAAUACUUGCUUGUGGAAUUCAUCAUAUUAUAUUCCAGAGCCCGAAAUUAAAUCAUGUCGCAGAAUUUCCUGGAUUUAAUGUUGAUGUAGGAAAUUUUGUUAAAGCUGCUGGUUUCGCAGUCAAGUACUUAACAAAAGGAGAGUUUCCUAAAGAAGAAUUGGAUUUUUAA
Messenger RNA from Trichomonas vaginalis G3, 690 nucleotides. Its product is annotated as glycosyltransferase family. Lineage: Eukaryota; Parabasalia; Trichomonadida; Trichomonadidae. The transcript has a single exon. The coding region runs from base 1 to 690 and encodes 229 amino acids. The record is from RefSeq and is a predicted model, not a curated record. Gene Ontology annotation, molecular function: glycosyltransferase activity.